This is a messenger RNA of Drosophila takahashii, 1370 nucleotides long. It is a transcript of the gene Syx7, whose product is annotated as syntaxin 7. Gene Ontology annotation, cellular component: synaptic vesicle; endomembrane system; SNARE complex. The record is from RefSeq and is a predicted model, not a curated record. Gene Ontology annotation, biological process: intracellular protein transport; vesicle-mediated transport; vesicle fusion. Gene Ontology annotation, molecular function: SNAP receptor activity; SNARE binding. NCBI's taxonomy places the organism in Eukaryota, Metazoa, Arthropoda, Insecta, Diptera, Drosophilidae.
UGAAAGUGGUUUUCCCCCAAGUUGGCAGUUCCUUUCCAAUUGUUGUAAAAAACUAAAUAAAAUUGCAGUUUUGCGAACUUUCAACGGCUUUAAAACCACAAAUUAAAGGGUGUGCAACGCGUAUAAAAGUGCAAAAGAGAUGCCAUUGGGUCAGGGCCACUAGCGAAGGUCAUCAAACGGGCAGCAAGGGCAAACACAAAGGAAUAACUUGUCGCCAGCGAUAACUUGAAGGUCACCAAAGUGUCUGCCUACGAAAGCAUGGACUUGCAGCAUAUGGAGAAUGGCCUGAAUGGCCAUGGUGGUGGCGGGGGAGGAGGAGUUGGAGGCGGGGGUGGUGGCCUCAGCGAAAUAGAUUUCCAGAGAUUGGCCCAGAUCAUAGCCACCAGCAUCCAAAAGGUCCAGCAGAAUGUGUCUACUAUGCAGCGCAUGGUCAAUCAACUGAACACGCCCCAGGAUUCCCCGGAACUCAAGAAGCAGCUCCACCAAAUAAUGACCUACACCAACCAGCUGGUGACCGACACAAACAAUCAAAUCAACGAGGUGGACAAGUGCAAGGAGCGCCACCUGAAGAUCCAGCGGGACAGACUGGUCGAUGAGUUCACGGCGGCACUGACCGCCUUCCAGGCUGUCCAGCGCAAGACGGCGGACAUAGAGAAGACGGCGCUGCGGCAGGCGCGCGGAGAUAGCUACAACAUCGCCCGUCCACCAGGCUCCUCGCGCACCGGCAGCUCCAACAGCAGCGCCAGCCAGCAGGACAACAAUUCCUUCUUCGAGGACAACUUCUUCAAUCGCAAAUCGAGCCAACAGCAACAGCAGCAGCAGGCGCAGAUGCAGGAGCAGGUGGACCUGCAGGCGUUGGAGGAGCAGGAGCAGGUCAUCCGGGAGCUGGAGAGCAAUAUUGUGGGCGUGAACGAGAUCUACAAGAAGCUGGGCGCCCUGGUCUACGAACAGGGACUGACGGUGGACUCCAUUGAGUCGCAGGUGGAGCAGACUAGCAUUUUCGUAUCACAGGGAACGGAGAAUCUGCGCAAGGCGAGCUCAUAUAGGAACAAAGUGCGCAAGAAGAAGCUGAUCCUGGUGGGCAUCCUGAGCGCCGUGCUGUUGGCCAUCAUCUUGAUACUCGUCUUUCAGUUCAAGAACUAAGCCGACUCCGAAUUCGAAUCAUUCAAACCAAACUAGCAAAUUGUUGUGAAAAGACAAGAGUUGCCGCAUGCAGCAGGCCCCUAACCCCCGUAAUUCCCCACCCACUCCUUUUGGACCUUAGGCGAGAUUGUGGCUUGAAUCCUUAAACCAACUUCCAAUGUAUUGGCUUGAAAUCGAGGAGUAUUCACCGGCACGUGCAUAUGUUAUAUUCGCUUUAAAAAUUAUCU